CGCGUCUGUCGCAAACCGUUAACUAAAGUAGUUUUGAAAGUGUCAACAUUAAUUGAUAUUUGCAAUUUUCAAUUUAUUGUAAAUAUUUGUUAAUUAUAAUCUAAGAUAAUCACAAUUUUUAGUGCAGUUAGUGUACACAAUGUUAUUUGGUCUUGAAAUGAAGCUCCCGUUGAUUCUUCAUAGUGCAAUAAUUGAAUCAUUUUGAGUUGUUUGAACAUUUAUCCAUUAUGAAUAAAAGCAAAAGGAGAGUGUCAAAGUAAAAAAAAAAGAUGAAGAGGAGGAGAGUGAUGAGUCUGUUGAAAGCUUGCUUUUGGAGGAGGGAGUUAAGAAGUUACUGGACAUUGAUAUUGAUGGACAUAGACGAAAAAAUAUUUUUAUCAAUACUGAAGAAAAUCCUCAAAGGAUUCGAAGGUCAAUAAUAACAAGAGCUUUACGAAAUGUUAUCAGUAGUACACCUAUGAUAACUAAAACAAAUGGAAAAUUUUUUUCAACUGAAUGCUCCCUUGAUAUAUCCCCUAUUAAUUCAGAAACUGAUGAACAUAGUGUUAGAGAAGAUAUUAAAAAGAAUGAUCUUCCCGAGAAAAAAAUACUUCACCAACCCCAAAAUGUGGAGCCUGAUGUCUUAUCUGUUUCUUCUGAUGCCUCUGAAAUCAAGGAUGAAUCUGCCGGUGUUGCCAAAUACAAAGAUCUUCCAAUUAAAACCCAUUUUACUAGGGGUUCAAGUAGACAAUCAGGUGAGAAAUCACCUGUUGAGAUGAAAACUGAUAAAGAGCAUACUCACUUCACUAGAACCAAGAACCAAUCAAAGAAAAAUCAGAAACACAUUGGAAUGCCUGAGCUUCUCAAUAGUUCUAAGAAUAAUUUUGAUGUUAAGUCCAGUGACAGUUUAUCAAGAGUAAGUAACAUAUCUAAAGGUCUUGCCCAUACUAAAACUGUAAAUGGGGUUGAAAUGGAAUCUGGAGAAAAUGUAUCUGAUAAGUCCGAAGAAAUUUUCAAAAGUCCUCGCCUAAUUGAAUCUGUCGACAAAGGUGAACAAAAAACUGCUGAAAGGGUAUACAAGAGUCCAUACAGAACUGAAAUUGAUAAAACUCCACCGAAAAUAGGAUCAAAAUCCAGUGAGAAUGUUUCCAGGCUUACCAAUAAUCUCUCAAAAAGUCCUCAUUUAACUGAAGUUAGUGACGAGACUACAGAUGGGAUAGAAUACAAAUCUGGCGGGAAAAUACACAAGAUUACUCAAAAUCUUUCAAAAAGUCCCGGAAUUAAAAUAACAGAAAAAGGAAAUACUGAAUCCAAAUCUAAUGGGAAAAGUAAAAAUCACUCCCUUGGUCAUAAUGAUUUCAGUGAAAAACUUGUAGGUACCAAAACAUUUCCUUAUAUAUUGAGAAAUUCUGAAGGAUUAACUACUAUACAAGAGUCAGAAGACAUCAGAACACCAACAAGAACUGCUGAUUGGAUUAGGCAGUCUUCAGUAUCUUUGAGAAAUUCUAGGCAAAAUGUGACCCUCAGAAAAAGUAGUCGAAUUGAAAAUACUCAAAACUUUACUUUCAAGAAGCAAAGUAAUACUAUUAUUAAAGAACAACCAGAUAUCAGUGAUAAAAAUGUUGAAAAUUUACAAGAAAAGUCUUCUAAAAUUCCAGUUCUAAGAACACGAAGCAAAUCUAGAGAAAAAACUGGAAAAUCAGAAUCUCGAAUGAGACUUGAAUCUUCAGGAGAGAGGAAGCAACUUGAUGACCACAGUAGUAAAAGAAAUGAAGAGUUAUUGCUUCGGAAUCCACCUAAACCAGCCCCUAGAAGAAGAAAACAGAGAAAGUCUCUUGUGAAAUCAAUUCAAAAUAGUAUUCCAAAAGUUGAUGACGAAAAUAUCCAACCCAAUCUCCAAACCACUCUUCAAAGCAGUAAAACUGAUGACAUGCUUCAGAAAUAUUUCACCCAAACAAAUACAAAUUUAUCUGCAAUGAAAAAACUUGAAUCCGCUGAAGGUAAAGAUUUUUCAGUUAUAAAUGCUGCAAAAUCGUUUGCUGAAAGGAGUACAUCACCAAGAAAAAGAUCUUCAGUAAUACUCAGUUGUCCCAAACAAAAAACAUUUGAUUUUGAAGGGGAUGUAGGUACUGGCAUAUCCUCCCUAAGUUUUUCUCAUAGUAGCCCUAGUAUAGAUAAGGAAGAAAGAUGUCGAAGACUUGAUAUUCUCAUUGAUAAAUUGUCUGAACAAAAGUCAUCUGUGGACAUUGGUGUGGGUUAUUCAAAAAAGUUUAAUACAGAACCAUCUUCAAAUUUGGUUGCUGCAAAGGUGUGUGUGACCCAACACAAGAAGGUUCAAACUUCUCUCUGGAAUUCCGAUGAAGCAAAGAGAAAAGCUAAGAAAACUUGUGCUAGAAACAUAUUUACCAAAUCCAUUGCCGAAACUGAACCUUGUGGUAGUACUAACCAGAACAGCACCAAAGUUCAUACCCAAAAAAAUCAAACAGAUAUUAAUGAUGACAAUGAAAGUUUGUGUUCUGGAAAGACAGACAGUAGCAAAAUGCUCGACGAAUAUGAUGGAUUCAAUCUCUUCCAUAGCUUGGAAGAGGAGCCCUUCUGUCCUGAAACAUUCUCAUCCUUCAAGAACUUUGAUGAUCCAGAGCUUAUGAACGAAAGAACUCCUUGGAGGUUUGAGGAUCAGUUAUUAUCACAAUCUUCAAAGAGAAUCAGCAUUAAACUCAAUUUCUUGAAGGAUGCAAAUAAAAUUGAAGAAGAAAAGGCUUUGUUGAGUAAAGAAGAUAUAGAAAAUGUUGAUCACAUUAACAGAAAUCAAAAAAACAUUUUACCAAGAUUGAAAAGCACCUUUCGAGAUUACACACAUAAAUCUACCAGAAAAAAUGUAUUAGAACCACCUAGGAUGUGUGAAGAAAAAACUAGAAAUUCAUUUUCUGAUUGUAGUUCUGACAAUGGUGUAUGUGGUGAGGAUAUUGAGGAUCUUGAGAAUUCAAUGAACCAUUCAAGGAGGAUGAUUUUGGAGGCAGAACAACAGCAGAAUAUUGAUGGUGAAGGAUGUGAAUCAGAGGAAAACACACUCAUUGAAGAAUCAAAUUUACAAAGUUCUCAAAUACACAAUAUUACAAAAUCCAGAAAUGGAAAUGCUCAAGGUGAGAACUUGAUUUCAUCUCAAACGAGUAGAGUUAUGGCUCCUUCAAGGAGCACAAUAAUAAAAAAGGACCAGAUUGUGAUAACAAAAAAAUCAGAUGCUCAGACACAAAAAAGUAAUGGUCAAAGGGCAGCUGACAGUACGGAGAAAGAAAAUUAUGUAAAGGAAAAUUUACAAGAGGACAUCAGUCCAUCUCGUUCACAAAAAAAUGUUGAGUCGUCAGAAGAUCAACUAAAAAACAAGCCAAAUGAUGAAAAUGAUCAAGAAAAAGAUAAUUGUUACCACACACCUGCAAAAUAUACUAUUAACUGUUCUAAAAAUAGCUUUUCAAAGAAAGAUGCAAGAACCAUAUGUGAUAUGAACCAAAGCAAAAGAAGAGUCACUGAUGCUUUAAUUCAUAAAAAUUGUGUUCAGAAUGAUGAGAUUGAAACCAACUUGAAUCAGAUACAUUUAAGAACUUCAACAAACAAGCGGAAGAGCAAAGAUAUUUUGGUGGAAACAGAAACUGAGGUAAAUUCAUAUAGUGGCAGCAAAAAACAUAGUUUUCAAAUUGAAAAUAACAAAAAAGUUGAUUCAAGAGGGAAGUUUUCAGAAAAUCUUUCACCAGCUCCUGAUUUGGUCACGGGGAAUAAUCAUCAGAGUCCAGUUUGUCAGUCUGAACCCAUUGAAAAUGUAGCAGAUAAAGACACGGCUGAAUCUUUUCUUGGCACACACAAUAAGCGACAAUUAUCUGUUAUCCUGAGAAAGUUUUCAGAAAAAACCAUUGGUAGGAAGUUGCAUGAAAUUCAGCGGAUUUUGGAUGGUGAAGAGGAAGAAGAUAUGGAACUACUUUCAAAUAAGAAUUCGCCUACUGAAAAGAAUCAAUUUGAAGGUUUCAAUGAUUUAGCCGUUCCAUUGGGUCAAACUGUGAUUUCAACAAUUUUUUCUGAAGGUGGUGAUAAUGCCAAUGAAGAGUCUCAGCCUGGCAGUAAUACAAAGAAUCUCAAAUUGAAAGAUAAGAAGAAUACUGAUGAGACAGUUUUCAAAGUUCCAAAAACGAAAUCACAUAAAACCAGAAAGAGGAAUUUCACCAAUGAAAGUGAUGAUGUUACUGUUGACAGCGAAGCUUCCUCUCUAACAGGUACGAGGAGAUCUUGCCGAGAUAGAAAACCACCCAAAAGAAGAUAUGUGAUGGAAUUUCUAGAUGAUGUAGUGACCUCAAAACCACCAAAGAAGCCAGUCACACGUAAAACGAAACUUUCAAAAAGAAAAAGUUCAGAAACCGUUGAGCAACAACAAGAACAUAUCAUCGAAGUAGAAGAAAAACAAAUUGAAGAAAAAAAAACUUCAAGGAAGGAAGAUCAACCGAAAAAACGCAUAACAAAGACAAGAGGAAGGAAAAAAGGUAUUACUCCUACAGUUACUCUCACAUCAGCACAUAGUUCGGAUGAAAAAGACAGUGAUUCAGUAAAGGAACUUGAAGUUUCUAACAAAAGACCUAAGAGGAACAAUAAAACGAAAUCAGAUUCGAUUCAAAUUGAAACUGUAGCUCAGAUUCAUACUAUGAGUCAAGUCAAUAGUUUCAAUGCAAUUGAUACUGCUUCCAGUCAUAGUCCAGAAGAUUUCAACAACUUUGAAACUGUGGAAGAUUACCAAAAUACAGACGAUAUGUGUUUGAGAACAUCAAACCAAGAAAAUAUGAUAAGUCAAGAUUCUGGCACCUCAACUUUAUUGAGAAGUAAUACUUUUGAGGUUAGCAAUUUACAAACUACCAAGACACAGGGAAAAAUUAAUAAGCCAAAAAACAAGAAAAUAUCCAAAGUAUGUUCACAAUCUGUUCCAGUGCCUCAGAUAAAUGAAGUUAACAUACCAAGUAAUGAAGAUGGAAAAAUUAUUUCAGAUUCUCUUAUAGAGAAUGAAUGUGUAGAAAUAUUAUCUGGUUCUGAAGUUAUUAAACUAAAAUAUGUAGAGAAUGACCCCAAGUUCAGAGUAUGUCAGGAUGACUUGUCUUUGACUGAUUUUAUGGGGAAUGUCAGUGGUACAACUAUGGGAUAUUUAAAACUGCCAUCCAAGGGAAUGAAACCAGUACACACUGCUAGAAAACAUGCAUUAUGCUAUUUUGUAUUAGAAGGCGAAGGAAGAAUUCAAGUUCACAAUAGAACUUCUACAGUUAGGAAGAUGAGUCAUUUCUUUAUACCUCUGGGUGUUGAAUAUGCCAUUAUGAAUGAUGGUACAGAUGAUAUGCUGUUGGCUUGUGUCAGAAUAGUAAGCACGUGAAUGAUAUGAUUGACCCCGCAAUUUUUU
Messenger RNA from Leptinotarsa decemlineata (Colorado potato beetle), 5404 nucleotides. RefSeq lists its product as uncharacterized. Lineage: Eukaryota; Metazoa; Arthropoda; Insecta; Coleoptera; Chrysomelidae. The record is from RefSeq and is a predicted model, not a curated record.